Paramuricea clavata is the source of this 5650-nucleotide messenger RNA. The record is from the annotation of a GenBank genome assembly. NCBI's taxonomy places the organism in Eukaryota, Metazoa, Cnidaria, Anthozoa, Malacalcyonacea, Plexauridae.
CUCGUGUUGUUGUUUUCAUUUGAAAACAAAUCGUGGGCUUUGCUUUUGAACGCACAAAACAGCAAAAAUCCUCAUUUUUUUCAACGAAAAACAUGGACGUGCAGAUGGCCGACCACGAAGACGAUGCAUUGGCGUUACUUGCUUUGAAAUCUGGCGUAAACAGCAGCGAUAAACCGAUCUGGUCUCCGGUGAGCGAAGUCAAGCCAAUUGCCAAAUUGGAGGGUCGCGAAUUCGAAUACUUAGUCCGUCAAAAUCGAAUUUCUAUCGGUAGAAACAGCAGUUUGGGCAGUGUAGACGUGAACAUGGGUCAUUCAAGCUUCGUAUCAAGGAGACAUCUUGAAAUCACGUUUGAUUCCAAGAGCUUUUUCUUGAAAUGCAACGGCAAAAACGGUGUUUUUGUUGACGGCACGUUUUUCCGCCGUGGAAACUCGCCGCUCAAAUUGGCCGCGACGUGAGUGUUUCGUGAAUUAUUUCAUGGCCAUAUUUGUUUUUUUAUUUGUUAGUAUUUACGUCUAACGCCUCUUCCACAAUAGGUGCGUUCUACGAUUUCCUUCGACAAACGUAAAAAUAUGGUUCACGUCGCUGUUGGACGAAAAUGUACCUCGGCGUGUUCCGAGCCCCCCGAAAACAACGAAACAUUAUCCAUCGCUCCAAAUCAAAAUUCCCAGUGCUAAAUCUACUCCAAAUUCACCGAUUCCUUCGCCUACGGGGACGAUAAGGUUAGUGUGUGCGUUUUAUUUUUGUAUUGAAGUGUUAAAAGCCUAAAUUAUUGCCUUCAAAGCGAGUAUGUGAUUUUAGUCAUUUUACCUUAGCAAGCGCAUUUGUUUGUUGUUUUGUGCUAAUGAGGUCACAUUUUUGAAAAACGCAGUAAUCGGCAGACAGCUGAUCUCGUUUUGGGCCAUUUGCACAACACACUCUCGUCAAAAACCUUCUAGAAUAGUACGGGCUAAAGAAUUUCACGAAAAGCUAAUAUUUUGCUUCGAAAAGUGGCCUUGUUUUGGAGUCUUGCCCUAUAAACGUCACGUCACCAUAUAAACAAAACACUGGAUUGCGAAAUCCUUUACCGUACAGCAGCGCCAAAUUGUGUAAUUUGCGGAACUGUAAACAAUAUCAGUUGCAUGUAGACGUGUAAUAUUAUACUGUGGCGGUUUGUGUUACAUGUACUAAAUCUGGUGGAAGGGUAUUCUGUUGGCUACAACGUAGAGUACAUAUGUAAACAUUAAAAUGUAAACAGUAUAUAUUGCAUACUGUGUAAGCUACACUAUAGUGUUCAUUUCGCAAGAAUAAUAUUUAUGCUAAGCAUGCCAGGGUAAUAAUUUGCUGCCAUUUUCAAGUGAAGCCCCUUCAUAUAUGAUUGUCUGAUGUUGCACCUGGGAAAUAUCUUGUGCAGCCAGAUUUUUCACUUUUGUACAGUUGUAAUCUUGUCAGAAUAAGUUCUGCAGUUUACAAAAGUGCAUUUGCUUUAUAGGUCGAUUUGCACUACACAACUUUUGCCUAAAACUGUCGCAUGCAAUCGGCUUAUAACUUGAGUUGUACUGUGUAAAUCAAGCACACAACUCACUUAUGACAACGUAGGCAAGUUGUGUGCUUGAUUUUUUAAUUAAGUAUUAGUGCACCCUACCUUAUCAUUUUUCUCUGCCUAAUGCCAGACGAUUUUACUUGCCAGGCAGAGAGCUCUGGCGCUUGAUUGUUUAAAAUAAUUUUGAGUGAGCCAUGAAUCAUCCAUCCAGAUUCACAUAUGUGAGCACAACAAUGAUCUGUUUCUCCUUGACAAAGGCACUUCUUUUAUUCCACUGGCAUCACCAAAAAUGCUGUAAUUUGUGCUUCCCCCAUUUUUUAUUGCCAUUUUUAUAUCCCUCUUCACAGUCCAUUUUUAACACCCCUACCUCCCCCACACACCCCUUGUACAAUGAAAGAACUACAAAAUGUAGUUCCCUUACAGUCGAAAUACCAAAUGUGUCCCACUUCUGUAGUUUGUUGUGAUCUACUGUAAUUUGUUCUGUUUUCUGUAGCAGUUAUAGCGAUUUAUCGGCAAAUACCGUGAUAAAAUUUAUGUUUUGUUUUUUUAUGUGGUAAUUUGUUGUAAAAUAUUUAUCUUUUAUACAUUCAUCCGAUAACAUGAAAUAAUUUAGCAUUUUGCCUCAUUAAUAUUCUGUACACAUCAGUAUGUGUACAUUCUAUGCAUGUAAUUGUUCAGCUAAGAUAAGCUAGUUCAUCUUAGGUCUCUUAGCUCUCAAUUUGUGGCCACAAUUUCUGAUUGUGCUACAGACCUGAGUCUUUCCACUUUUCAAACUUACAAUUUCCAUGGACAUUUUCCAGUAAAAUUUUCCUGUUUGAUUCAAAACCUAAACACUCGCAUUUCACAAUCAAUUUUAAUGUCCCACUUUCCCUCUGCCAUCUUAGUAGACCAUUCUAUAUUUCAGUGUGCCCAACUCCUGCCCGACCAGUCCAGGCCCGGGGAGCAGCAUCGGCACAACACCAACCUUCCUUGAAGAAACCACCGAAGUCAUCGAGGAACAACCCAGCACGCCGAAGAACGAGAGCAAGGAUAACUCUGGCAAGGAGGAUGGAAAACCACCUUAUUCCUAUGCACAGUUGAUCGUUCAAGCUAUAUUAUCCGCUCAAGAUAAACAAUUAACACUUAGUGGCAUAUAUAAUCAUAUUACAAAGAACUAUCCAUAUUAUCGAUCAGCUGAUAAAGGCUGGCAGGUAAUGUCACUAUUAAACUAACUUUAUUUAUACUGAUUAGCUCUAAAUGUUGUCCUUGGUGGUCGAGUAAGAACAAGCUUUACUGACAAACUACUAAAUCUUUCAUUCAGAAUUCGAUUCGUCACAAUCUCUCAUUGAAUCGCUACUUUGUCAAAGUGCCGAGAGCGCAAGAUGAACCAGGUAAAGGGUCGUUUUGGAGAAUUGAUCCAAGCUGUGAACCAAAGUUGGCUGAACAAGCUUUUCGCAAGAGGAGGCAACGAGGCGUGCCUUGCUUUAGAUAUCCAUUCGGAACAUUGUCAUCAAGGUACUGUAACUUACUGUGAUAGGGUUCAGGAAAUGAUAUUUUAGGAAGAAACGUGAUGUUUAACCCAUUAAGUUGCAUUGCACCCUAAUGUGCCUGCUUUGUUAUUUUAUACUGUCUAAUGCCAGAUGACUUCACUCAUCAAGCGUUGCCGCUCAGUGAGUUCAACUUGUCUGGUAUCUGACAGGACAGAAUGAUAAAAUGGCUGCUUUUAAUAUCUGAUUCUUCAUAGGUCUGCCCCCGCCUCGCCAACUCAUGGCCUCCAGUAUCCCACCAUGGCGAGCAAACCAACCAAUCAGACAGCAGCAGGAACUGAAGUACUUCAACCACCCUCAUUACCCAACAUCCCCAUGACCACUUUGGUCACACAGACCCCCGGUGGUAACCUCUCGUACACAGGUAUGCACCAAGUACAACAUCUACUCCCACCCGUCACCUCACCUGGGGGCAAGAUUCAAACAGUCACCCUCCAACCUGCGGGGAUGCCCGUAGUUUCAAUAAAGCAGGAGGUGACGCGGGUGCCUUCGUCAGAUAAGGUGGUGGUACAGAAUGCCGAGACGCUGGUGAAAGUGAGCAGUAAGACGCCCAUGUCGGCUAUGCAGGCUCUUCAGAAGUUGCCGCCGGUUUCGAAUGCUGUGUUGCCUGGUAAGUUACAGAUAAUUCAUAAAACUUUCCAUUAUUUCCAAUAUUUUCAAUAUUUCAGAACUUGUUGUGUUAUGUUUUUGUCUGGGUUUAUAUUAAUUUGUACACAGUCUCGGUAAUUGAGCUCAUUGUAUUUUUGUACAAUGAAGUAUUCGUCCAGUAGGGAUAGCUGAGAUGAAACGUGCAACCACAAUCAUAAUAUUUAACAAAGGAUUUGUGCACGAUGAGGUACAAUUCAACAUCAAACAAAGCUCUUGACUCUUCUAUUUUGUGCCUUAGAAGUUUGCCUGGAUUCCAGACCAUCAUAUCUUCAAUAGGAAAUUUGAUAGCUGUGCAAUUAAUGCCUGGAUACAAAUUACAAUAAUUAACCAUUUCCUAAAGUCCUGGGUCUUGUCGCGUGAAUCCCAUGUUGAAGGGACAAGAAAUAUGGCAGCACACAUUUAAAUUAAAUGUUUAAUGUAAAAAGGAGAUAUUUCAUUUUUGGUCGUUUAAAAAGAUGAUAUUUGACAGUAGAUACUUCUACUCUUUCACAUAUUUGACGCCUGUCACCAUAUAUUUUGUCCCUCCAAACGAUCCCAGAAUUUCCAGAAUGCACUGUGAUCUCUUUUGAGAAAAGGCUAAUUUCCUUUGUUUUUCCAGGUCUGCUGACCCCCGUACAAACCCCCACCGCCCUAACCUCGACCUCAUCCCUCACAACUGAGCAACAGCGACCCAACAAACUUCAGAUACGCGCCCCGCCUCUUGAAACAACCCUAACCCCGGAGACCUCGCCCCUUGGGGUCCUCUCGCCGGCCGCUACAAACGCUGCCGUUAGUUUGGUUAUGAAUAGCGUAAAACGACCAUUUGGUAUGGGAAACCUGCCGGGAAUUUCCGAAGAAGAGCCAAUGGUGAAACGAUACAAGGAGAACGCCGCCGAGAAUGGCAUCCUGAAGGAUGAGAUUAACGGACAGCCAAAGGACACUAGUUCAUCGUCGUAAGGAUAGCCUUUAAAAGACAUUGGCGACAAAAUUGUUGAAAGAACUCGUAAAAUAUGAAAGUAAUUUAUUAAAAAAAAAAAUUCCGCUUUUCUCGGCAUUUAGGGUUAAAAACUCACAUUAACGCAAUUCCGAUGUAUUCAUUUGCGACUGACCGUGAUGGAUAUAGAUAACAUGUCUUGGACGAAUUGAAUGAAUCGGGCGAAAAUUAUGAUAUACUAUGAUGAUGGUCAUAAAAAAUAUCUAAAUAUCUCUAGAACAAAACAAAUUAAGAAAGUUUGCCACGGUUUCAAAUUUACGAGUUCUUUCUGAAAAGUAAAUUAAAUUAAGGAAAUUAAAACGAAUUAAUUUAAUUGAGGAAAUUUAAAUUUUGCCGGCAAUGUCCUUUAAAGAAAUCUUGAAAGUUUUUAACCAAUUGGUGAGGACGUGUUUUUCCUCGCCGUCCAAAGUCCGUUACUGUCGUUAACAAGACCUUUUAAAGAAGAAUUAUUGACAGUUGACAGCGACGAAGCAAGUGAAGAAACGUGUUGUUGAGUCGAAUUAUGGCUGUGUUGCAGUGCGCAGAAACGAUGCUUUUAUAAACUCUUGAAGAGAUCGAGUGCAGAGUAGUAAUCUGGUCGUGGGAAGUGAAUGUUUUCAGCACUUGCUCGCGUUCAUCGCCAACUCUCUCGACAACUCUGAGCUGGUACAAAUUUUGACGAGAAUUUCCGCCAACAUUCAUCAACUCUUGUUUCUCAUCUGAUCAGAGCAUGGGAGUUUCGAAAAUUCUCAUGCGAACUUGUCGCUUGCCAAAUCAUGCCUGAUAUUUUACGUCAAAUGUCGUAUUAAGUAAUAUAGAGUAGACUAAUUCUGCAUCUGUUCGCCGAGUGCAUUCCCAUAACGCGCGUAAAAAUCUCACAUCUUGUAACAAGUCUGCCAACAAGCCGUCAACAAGUUGUGUUCGCACUGCUUGUCCCAAGUUGUCAACGAAUAUGGAACAACUUGUAACAACCUUGUUGAUAUUAUCAGACUUGUUGCAACGUUG